AUGACUAUACCCUCCGAUAUUCUGGCUGCAGAUGCCGCGGGGCGCAUUCCAAAGGAUGUGACCCUGGAAUUCCUGGCCCAAUCCCGCGAUAAAGCGGCCAUCGUGGGCAUUGUCUUCAUGGUCUGCUUCACGGGCCUGCUGAUGAUUGUGCGUCUGUAUGCCCGGCUGUUCAUCGUGAAGAAGCUCGGCUUGGACGAUGCACUGGCCAUCCUCACCUUGCUGUUGUACAUCGUAUUUGUCGUCCUAUGCAUCGUCCUCAUUAAUCUGGGCAGUGGUCGGCAUAUGGAAUAUAUCCAAUAUGUGCUAUCACUCCCAACUGUCCGAGAUACGGAAAUCCUCGACUUCGUCGCCCACAUUCUCUACACAACAGCACUUUUCCUUUGUCGCCUGUCCGGUCUGGCCUUCUACUACCGACUCAGUGUCCGCUCCACAAAAUUGCACCUGAGCAUCCUCAUCGCAGCACCUCUUCUUUUCGCCGCAUUCCUCCCUCAGAUCUUCCUCUUGAUCUUCCACUGCAAACCAGUCACCGGUCUCUGGCCCUAUGAAUGGCAACCAGAGCCACGGACAUAUACAUGUCUCUCAUGGGGCCUGGUAUACUCCGUCAACUCCGGAAUAUCCCUCGCCUGUGACGUGAUGAUGUUCAUCAUCCCCGCCAUGCUAAUCAAACAACUGCACGUCUCCAUGAACAAAAAGAUCAAACUCUCCAUCGUCAUGUUCCCAGGUGUCUUCGUAAUCGUCAUCUCCGCAGUCCGCGUCUGGCUCGUCGCAAGAGGCCAGUGGGAACCCGACGGCAGCUGGGCCUACAACCCCAUGCUCUGUGUCGAGAAUGCCGAAAUCGCAGCAACCCUCGUCGCCCUCUCAGUGCCAGCCCUCAAACCCGUCUUCGGCUCGCUCUUCGCCCACCUGACCGAGUACACGUCCAGCCAUACCCGGUCUCGAUCCACGAAACUGCGCAGCCAUGGGUUCGGACAUUCCAAGACUGCGGCGAGUGGCGCGGCGUCCAGUAAUAGGGACAGUAAGCGACUGAUUAACUGGUCUAAGAUUGGCAAGGAUGAUUAUGAAAUGAUGCCUUCGCAGGUCUCGGUCACUAGGGAGGUCCGGAGUGGCUCUGCUGAGGGUCGUGAGGGCUCGGUCAGUCCUGGGAUUAGGGUGACUGAUGAGAUUAAUAUCAGUCAGGAGGAGAGGCAGCCUGGGAGGGCGAUUUCAAAGUAA
Penicillium olsonii is the source of this 1212-nucleotide messenger RNA. NCBI's taxonomy places the organism in Eukaryota, Fungi, Ascomycota, Eurotiomycetes, Eurotiales, Aspergillaceae. The record is from the annotation of a GenBank genome assembly.